This is a messenger RNA of Salvia hispanica, 1452 nucleotides long. The record is from RefSeq and is a predicted model, not a curated record. NCBI's taxonomy places the organism in Eukaryota, Viridiplantae, Streptophyta, Magnoliopsida, Lamiales, Lamiaceae.
AGUAUUGACACAUUCAUUGCCUCACUCAACCAAAGACUCAAACAAACCUACUUUUCUAUAUCUCUUUGCAUUAAGUAGAAGUUUCAUUCCCUUUCCUUUCCUUUCCCCAAACGAUCAAUCCAGAAAUUAAUUGAAGACAAAAGGAGGAUGUUGAAUGGCAUGGUCUGGAUGGACGGCUCCAAAGGCCGAGACGACGAUGACCAGGCGUCGUCUUGGCCCGUGCCUGAUCCGCCACAAAACAACAACGACGACAACAACAACAAUAACAAUAACAACGGGGACAUGAGCUUGGCGAAUAAUAAUACUAAUGAAGAGAUGGAAAUGUCGAGCUUCAAAUCGAUGCUGGAAGCCGAGAACGAAGAGUGGUACAUCGCCAACGGCUCAUUCUCACCGAGCUUCAACAACCCCAUGGCUGUGGAUUCGUCGGCGUCAUGCUCUCCAACAUCAGCCUCCGUUUUCAGCCACCAACUCAACUACUUUCCACAGCCGAAGCCAUUGUUGAUCCAAAACAACAACUUGGAGAGUGGAUAUCCGGAGACCGCAUUGAAUAAUAAUAGUACUAUUCAUCACCGGAUUCCUAACUGCGCCGACGCCAUGCUGGAGGGUAAUUUGUUGCUCUUCAACAACAGAUCCAAGGUUUUAAAGCCGCUCGGAUCAUCGAUGGGGUCUCAGCCGACGCUGUUCCAGAAGAGGGCUGCUCUUAGGAAGAAUCUUGGGAGUAAUUUGGGGUGUUUGAGCUUAGAUAGAAAUAUCAACAAUAAUCAGAUAUUACUAUCUAAUCAUGAGAGGAAAUUAGGAAGCAGUGGGGAUGAUUUGAGCAUUGAUGGAUCUAAUUUCAAUUGUGAUUCUGACGAUGAUAACUUGUUAGAGAGUAGUGUUAGGAACAUCGAUGGAAAGGGGAAGAAGAAGGGCCUUCCGGCCAAGAAUUUGAUGGCCGAGCGCCGCCGUCGGAAGAAGCUCAAUGAUAGACUCUACACGCUCAGGUCUGUCGUGCCCAAGAUUAGUAAGAUGGAUAGGGCAUCAAUACUAGGAGAUGCCAUUGAUUACUUGAAGGAGCUCCUGCAGAAGAUCAACGACCUCCACAAUGAACUCGAGGCCAUCCCGGGUGCAUCUACCCCGACCACAAACAUGAGCUUCUACCCAAUGACGCCUACAACGCCUGGGAUUCCUGCCCGCAUCAAGGAAGAGCUCUGCCCGAGUGCCUUUGCAAGCCCAUUGAGCAGCCCCACCGGACAACCGGCUAGGGUUGAGGUGAGACUAAGGGAAGGAAAUGCAGUGAACAUCCACAUGUUUUGUGGGCGUAAACCCGGGAUUCUACUCUCCACUCUGACUGCAAUCGACAAUCUUGGACUCGACAUACAACAAGCUGUCAUCAGUUGCUUCAAUGGCUUUGCACUCGAUAUUUUCCGAGCUGAGGUAUUUUUAUCAUACAGCAUUAGUUACUAUUGUUAG